UGCCAGUCUCCCGGACAGACCUUAAGGUAGUGCCGUAGUGCCACUGCACUAUACAGUCAGACAUUCACUGACCCAGGAUAAUGUUUGGGUUCGGGGUGUUCAUCAUUGCUUUGAUGUUUCUGACAUCGUCGUUGGGGAAGACGGUGGAGUUGUAUGUGUCCCCCACUGGUUCCGACUCCAAUACUGGGUCAGAUGUACACCAUCCAGUGAAGACUCUCCCAAGAGUGCUUCAGCUGUUAGAAACACCCGGGAUAAAAGGAAACACUAUCAACGUUGAGAUGAUGAAGGGGUAUUAUGACCUCCCGGCAACGCUUCACUUCACACAUGGGUACCAGUCUCCGGUCACCUUCAAGGCAUACCAAGGACAGGAGGUGCACGUGACAGGAGGACGACGUCUUCCCGUCAGUCAGUUCAAGGGCAUCACAGACCAAUCGCUCCUCCGAAUGUGGAACAAUGACGCUCGAACACGUAUCAAACAGAUUCACCUGCCAUCAGUGGGAAUCACCAACUAUGGUCAUUUGUCCUCCUAUGGCUGGUACGUCUACAGACAGGCCCCCUUGGAGCUGUUCAUCAAUGGUGAACCCCUCACCCUGGCCAGGUGGCCGAACCACGACUUUAUAGAUAUCACGGCUGUGCCAGAUGAGCAUGGAUACCAGUUCUCAUACAACACGAACCGUGACUCGAGGUGGGCAAAUGAAAAAGAACCAUGGGCAUAUGGAUUCUGGUACUGGAGCUGGGCGGACCUGUCGUUGAAGAUAAGUAGAAUAGAUACUGGGAGCCACACCAUCACUCUCGCUGCUAAGGAUCGCCAUGGCAUGCGGCCCGGUGUCUACAACCACGGCAACUUGACUGGAAUCACCUCACAAGGCGGCUACUUCCGGGUGAUAAACAUGCUCUCGGAAAUUGACGAGCCCGGGGAGUACUACCUAGACAGAAGUACGGGGAUUCUGUACGUGUGGCCCAAUACACCGACAGGUUCGCUGACGUCAUCAGAUGCUGUGUAUGCGUCAAUGAUUGAUGACUGUAUCAGACUGGAUCCCGGCGUGUCCAACCUGAGGUUUGAGGACUUCACCCUGGAAGCCUGUCGAAAAUUCGGAAUCAACGCCCAAAACGUCUCCAAUGUAGAACUGCGGCAACUUGAGCUGAAAAAUACAGGUUCCUACGUGUUCCACUGUGGAGGAGACUGUCGGUCCGUCACUGUGUCCAGGUGUGAAAUACACGACGGUGACGGAGGCAUUGAAAUAUUUGGCGGUGACCGUGUCAACCUGAUCGCCUCCGGUAACGUGGUUGAAGACAACCACAUAUGGAGGUACAGUCGGGAGGGAGCGGUUGGACAGAACGCAGUGCACAGUGUUGGUGUCAACAACCUCAUACGAUACAACCACAUCCACGACGGACAAUAUGCUGCCAUCAGGUUCGACGGUAACGACCACGUGAUGGAGUAUAAUCACGUCCACCACAACUGCCUCAAUGCCAGCGAUUGUGGUGCUUUCCAUGCUACGAGGAGUUGGUCCUUUCGAGGCAACAUGAUCCGAUAUAACCACAUCCACGAUACCAUCAAGCUAAUGCCAGGGUCAGGUGUCAGAGGCGUCAUGCUGGACGACGAGUACUCCAGCGUCACCAUUGAACACAACGUCUUCUACCACAAUGAUAUUCACGCAAACAUUGGUGGCGGCCGUGACAACAUCAUCCGCUACAACGUCAUGUACGACAGUGUAUCGGAGAGUAUACAAGUGGACGCCAGAGGGUCAUCGCCUCAUUUCGACGUUCGUCGAAUACUUGACCGAGAUCUUGCUUCUGUUCCAUACAAAAGUGCUCUGUGGAAAGCAAAAUACCCUCAAAUGAGUACAUUAGAGACUGGGACACCUGUCUACCCUGAAGGUAACCAGAUCUACAAAAACAUCUUCUGGAACCAGGGCAAUCAAAAGGGGGUCCUCUACUUUCAGCCAAAUUUUGCUUACAAGAGAUACUUCGAUGUCCAUGAUGACCAUGUGGAACUCCGGAAAUCCAAUUUUUACGCUCCGGAAAAUGGCGAUUUACGACUUCGUUGUGGCGCCAAACAAUGGGCAAAUGGUGUAAACUUUGAAGAACCAAUAGCUCUGAAAGAUGUUGGCCCACGUCAAAGCACAGGUCCAACAUACAUGAAGACAGUCUUACCAACAAUACCGGCAUCUCCAACUCCUCAGCCGUGUGAUCAGUCUACGGUUGCCCCGGAAACAAAGAUUCCUGCAACACCGUAUAUCUCCGACGGAUCUGGACCAAAUUUGUUAUACCCUAAUAUUACAGACGGGUGCUGGUUCAUCACUGACCAGUGUCCGAGACAUCCUCGAGCCCGUAUGUUCCGGGACACGGGUGACCAGAAGAACGACCCUGUGUGGACGAGGGAGGCAAGGUGUCUCAGUCGGGCUGUGGACGAGUGGAAAUACUGUGGAUCCAGUAACAGCCAUUCACUCACGGCUGUGUUCGGUCCAACAGGUGCCAUGACCAUUGCUGGAAGUGGCUGCUACAAUGCAUUUGAACAAUGCCCAAAACAUUACGCCCAUCCUGGUAUACAUCACGAUAAUUAUGCAGAACAAGCACAAAAUGCAAGUUCUGAUGUGGAGGGUUGUUUAUCACGGGCAAGAUCAAUCUGGACCUAUUGUGGAUCUUACCCUCAGUAUCCCGUGUCAAGCAUAUUUAUGCCAACAGGUACAGUCCGUAAUGCAGGCGCGGGAUGUUGGAUCAAGAUAUCUUCCUGCCCCGCUGACAAGCAACUGAAACCAUUUUUCUAUGACGCAUGGGGCGCUACCAACAUAGGAUCUGAUGACCUUGGUGAUAACUGUUUCGAGAGGGCGACCUACUUCUGGCAACGUUGUGGUUCUCACCGGAACCUUCCCGUCACCGCCUACUUCCGUCCGGAUGCUACUCAAAGAACUGUACCAGCAAGCGUCUAAAUGUUUACUGACAUGAAAUGUGCUAAAUAAAUCCGAAACUGUG
Messenger RNA from Haliotis rubra (blacklip abalone), 2976 nucleotides. RefSeq lists its product as uncharacterized. Lineage: Eukaryota; Metazoa; Mollusca; Gastropoda; Lepetellida; Haliotidae. The record is from RefSeq and is a predicted model, not a curated record. The transcript is spliced from 23 exons. Bases 81 to 2933 code for a protein of 950 amino acids.